Nannospalax galili (Upper Galilee mountains blind mole rat) is the source of this 1801-nucleotide messenger RNA. It is a transcript of the gene Fbxo47, whose product is annotated as F-box protein 47. Lineage: Eukaryota; Metazoa; Chordata; Mammalia; Rodentia; Spalacidae. Gene Ontology annotation, molecular function: protein binding. The transcript is spliced from 11 exons. The record is from RefSeq and is a predicted model, not a curated record. The coding region runs from base 147 to 1502 and encodes 451 amino acids.
CUGGCGGGAAAUACCUGUGGUGAUUGUCCUUGUUAGACAUUUCGAAAUUUGAGGAUGGUGGGGCAAGGCGACUAAAUCCCAUUUUCCUGUGAUUCUGUAGUCGGAAACUGUCGAAUUCUGUGGAUAAAUUCAUUGGAUAAGAAGAGAUGUCAUCUAGAAUAAAUACCAGUUUCUCUUUGAUUCCCAACCAGAAAUAUAAACGUGCUAAUCAUCAAUCAAGCUGUUUUCCCAAGACCCUUAAUUCAAAUUCUCAGCCCUUAUCAACUCUUGGAAAUUUUAAAGUCUUGCCAUUGGAACUAUUCCACAUAAUUUUAAGAUAUUUGUCAGUGAAGGAUAUUGGCAUGUUAAGCAUGGUGUCCAAAACAGUCAGCCAGCACAUUAUUAAUUAUAUCUCAACCACAUCAGGAACUAAAAGACUUUUACUACAGAACUUUCAUAACCUUGAACUGCCUGACACAAAAGAAGACACAGUUCUACUGGAGUACUACAGAGCUCUAGGUUUACUAUUUAAAAGAUGCACAUUGCUGCUACCUACCAAGGAAAGACUGAAGUACAUUCACAAGAUACUCUCAGAAGUUUCCUGUUUUAAAUUCAGCGGCUGUACAACUCCUUUGCAGUGUUUAGGAUUAUCAUGUUAUGGCAUGCUUUUACAGACCUUAACAGCAGGUUGGGAUGAACUUGAGUGCCAUCGGGUUUAUAACUUCUUAUGUGAGUUGACUAAUCUCUCCCGUAAGAUGCAAACUGUUGUCUGUAACAAACCAGGAAAUUCUAGAAGACUAGAGUUAAGGAUUAGACUGUUCUGUAGGAAUGUCCUGCUUGAUCACUGGAUACACCGAAGUGAUUCUGCAUUUUGGUUGACUCAAAUAUUGAAACCAUGGCCAAUGGUGAAUCAGGCAAGAUUGCUAUUUAUCAUCUUUGGGCCAACAUCUCCUCAGGAUGGGCAGGUGAUUUGGCAGGAAAUGGUAGAAGAGCCUACAGAGGAAUCUAAUCUGAAAGGGUUGGCUGAUGCCAUUAAAUUACUCUAUGACACAAGUUCCAAAGAGUGGACAGCAGAUGAUGUCAUCAGUCUUGUAGAUGAACUAUCAGUGGUUCCCCGGGAGUGGCUUCUAGAGAAUAGUGCACGUCUCCUGAUCCUAAGUGGGAACAACAUCUGCUUCACUUUCAUGGCUAGUAAAGCUGUUAAUGGACGUGCCAUUGAACUGGCAAGGCUCAUAGUCUUUUUGGCUUUGGUGAGUGAGAAAGAACUAUACUGCAUGGACUGGACAGUGAAAAUGAUGCAAAAAGUCUGUAAAGUCUUUAGUACUCCACUGGAAAGAAAUCACUUCCUGCAGAAUGUGGCCAAUGCAUUUGCCUGUGUUACGAUGGAAAUGCUGCAGCCGGUUAUAUCUGGAGAUCGUGAUGAAGAUGACAGAGCCUUUCUGAAUUUGUUCCAUCUUCUCCAUGCUCAGGCUAACUUCCAUAAGGAGGUUCUGUAUUUGACUAUGAAUGCUCUCUCUUCCUAAACACUCAGAAAGCUUUGCAUUUCAAGAAAGCAUCACUGAACUACCACUUAGAAGAAUGCUGCUUUUUCACAUCCAAAGGGAGUACCUGUUGGGCUUUUGGUCAUCUAAGUAACCAAGAAAUCCAAAACGACAUAGGAUUUUAGCAGUAACAACUUUCACUAUUAUCAAUACAAAGCAACAGGUUAAUCCAAGAAUAUGUUGCAGUUUUUCUGGAAAAUAAGCUCUGCCUUUCCAGGCUUUAGUAAACCCAAUAUCAAACCAAAACAGAAUGUUAACUGUCCAAAAAUCUACAGCCAACC